AUGGGCAUCUUUCAAGAGUGCGUUCUACUAGAGUGGAUCAAGCGAUGGCUGCCGUGGCUGCGCAAUCGAACGACUGACGGCACCCUGGCGGGGGUGCAGCGAUCGCUGGACGAGUAUCGCGGCUAUCGUAGACGUGAAAAACCGCCACGAAUAGAACAAAAGGGCCGACUGGAGACCAGCUUUAACACGUUGCAGACAAAGCUGCGUCUUUCGAACCGUCCCGCCUACCUGCCGACCGAAGGCAAGAUGAUCCAGGACAUAACCUCAGCGUGGAAAAAUUUGGAGCUCUCAGAGAAGGGAUUCGAAGAAUGGCUGUUGUCUGAGAUGAAAAGACUGGAACGCCUGGAACACCUAGUAGAGAAAUUCAAGCGGAAAUGCGACGUACACGAAGCGUGGACGAGGGACAAGCCAGAGAUGCUGCAGUCGUCCGACUACAAGAACGUCCAUCUGUACGAAUUGAAAGCGCUGCAGAAGCGUCACGAAGCAUUCGAGUCAGAUUUGGCCGCCCAUCAGGACAGAUUAGACCAAAUCAGCGCGAUAGCUCAAGAACUCAACGCGCUUCACUACACUGAUAUUGCAUCGAUAAACUCCCGGUUCCAACGAAUCUGCGAGCAAUGGGACUGGAUUGGAGCCUUGACGGAGAAGCGGCGCAAAAACCUGGCUGAGUUGGAACAGUAUCUGGAGAAGAUCGACCAGCUACAGCUGGAGUUUGCCAAGAGGGCACCGCCGUUCAACAACUGGCUCGAAGGCGCAACCGAAGAUCUGCAGGACGUGUUCAUUGUGCACACAAUGGACGAGAUCCAGAAACUGGUGCAAGGACACAACGCGUUCAAGUCGACGUUAGACGAGGCUGAACAGGAGUUCAGGCACAUCGCCACUAUUGAACAGGAGGUGUCACGACUUGUCGAUUCGAGCAAGCUGUCCAGGAGCGUCCUGGCCAACCCGUAUACCGCGCUGACUGCUGCACAGAUACAACGCAAAUGGCAGGAGAUGCAUGAGCUAAUUCCGCGCCGAGACAUGCAGCUGCAGCAGGAAUUGGACCGACAGCAGGCUAACGAUCGUUUCCGCCAUACCUUCGCCGAGAAAGCGAACGUUCUUGGACCAUAUUUGGAGCAGCAGCUGCAGAACGUAGCGGCCAUCGCGUUGGGUGGUCGCGGGUCAUUAGAGCAAUCUUUGCAGCGCUUGCAGGACCUAUGCAAAUCGGUCCAGUCGUACAAAUCUAGUCUAGACGAGUUGGAGCGCAUCAACCAGCAGCUGCAGGAGAACUACAUCCUCGAGAACCCCUUCACCAGCUACACGAUGGAAACUCUCAGGGUCGGCUGGGAAACGCUUCUGACCAACAUCAACCGAACCACUAAUGAAAUCGAAAACCAAAUACUAACGAGAGAUAGCAAAGGAAUAAAAGAUGAACAGCUAAACGAAUUCCGUUCGUCGUACAAUCACUUCGACAAGACCCGGUUAGGUUUAGACCCGGAGGAAUUCAAGUCUUGCUUGGUGUCCGUCGGAUACAACAUCAGGCCGGGACAAGAGGGUGACAUGGAGUUCCAGCGAAUCAUGUCGAUCGUCGAUCCAAAUAGAACGGGACGCGUGCACUUUGAUGCUUUCCUAGACUUCAUGACCAGGGAAACGUUGGACAUGGACACCACUGAGCAGGUCAUCGAAUCGUUCCGCGUGCUUGCCGGUGGAAAGUCGUUCAUUACCGCUGAUGAGCUGCGACGAGAGCUGCCACCUGAUCAAGCUGAAUACUGCAUUCACCGCAUGCCGCUGUACAAGGGCGCUGACGCCGUUCCCGGGUCGUAUGAUUACGUCACGUUCAGCCACCACCUGUUUGGCGAGUCUGACCUGUAG
This is a messenger RNA of Soboliphyme baturini, 1848 nucleotides long. The record is from the annotation of a GenBank genome assembly. NCBI's taxonomy places the organism in Eukaryota, Metazoa, Nematoda, Enoplea, Dioctophymatida, Soboliphymatidae.